AUGCCUUGCGAUUCCGAUGAUAUCUAUUCUAGUUUCUUACCUCUAAAUAACUAUCAAUGGUCUUGUCCAAAAUGUUUCUUCGACAAUCCUAGUACAAAUUAUUCUACUUGUGAAAUAUGCAAUUAUACAAAUCCUAAUGUUAAUGAAGACUUAUUCGUAUUUGAUUCAAUAGAAUUGAACUGGAAAUGUCCUUGGUGUCAAUUGAAAAAUCAGGCAAACAAUGCAUUUUGUGAGUCUUGUUGUCAAAUAAAACCAGCAUUGGAAUAUAAUGAAUUAGAUUUUCUCAAUAGAACAUUGACUAAAUUAACACCAAGAUCGAUUACUAUUCGUGAUCAUCCAGAUCAAUUUGAAUUAAAUUCUGAAAUUAAAUUUCAAGAAAUGAUCUCAUUUUGUAAAGAGGCUGAAAUAAACUUUGUCGACGAUCAAUUUAUUCCAUCGAAUCAUUCUCUCGGUUCAAAUUCUUUCAGUAAUGUUGUUCAAUGGUUACGAAUUUCUGAUACUUUUCCAUUAUCUGAUAAAGAUCAUUGUCAUUCAUGGACUGUCUUUUCAUCACCAGAACCAAGUGAUAUUGAACAAGGUGCAUUAGGUAAUUGUUGGUUAAUGGCAGCUUUAGCUUUAAUUACUGAACGACCUCGAAUACUUGAACAUAUUCUUCUUACACAAACUAUAAAUAAUGAAGGUAUCUAUUUCGUUCGUAUUUGUUAUAAUGGUCUAUGGAAAACAAUUAUUAUUGAUGAUUAUUUUCCUUGUACAAAUCAAAAACAUCUUGUAUUCUCUCGAGCUAGACGUUAUCAAUUAUUUGUUCCAUUAAUUGAAAAAGCAUGUGCAAAAUUAUUUGGUUCAUAUAAUAAUUUAAUUAAUGGAAGUAUACUUGAAGGUCUUCAAUUAUUAACUGGAACACCAUGUGAUUAUAUUGAUCUACAAUUAUCAGAUGAAAAACUUGAUAAUGAUAUUAUUUGGGCUAAACUUGUAUCGGCUUACGAAUCAAAUUUAUUAAUUGGUGCAUCAACUGGUCGUAAAGAUAUGAAUGAAAGAGAAUAUUCUCUUGUAGGUAUUCCAAAUAAUCAUGCAUUUUCUAUUUUGGCAGCUUAUACUUUUUCGGAUUAUUCAUCACGUUUUGUUCUUGUUCGUGAUCCACAUGCUCGUUCGAAUUAUAUUGAUAAAUAUGUGACAUCAAUUAUUCUUGAUCGAUUACGAUUGAUUAAUGAUACAUCUCAUUCUUCAGGUGCAUUUUGGAUUUCUUGGUCAAUAUUUCUUCGUUAUUUUUCAACAAUAACUAUUUCAAAUUAUAAUGAAGAUCAUUUUGAUAUACGACAUGAAGGAAAAUUUACUUGUUCAUCUAUACAACAUGUUCCUUGUUAUCGUUUUCAUAUUUCUGAGACAUCAUUGAUUAAUAUAAGUUUAAUAUAUCAUCGUCAUGAUCGAAAAAUACAUCCCUAUCAUACACAAUCAUUUGUUUUAUGUGAUAUUGAUACAGAAUUAUCAUUUGAUAAUAUUGGAAAAUAUGAAAAUAUUCUUAAAAGUCGUCAAGGAGGAUUUACUUAUUGGACAGGUUCAUUACGACCUGGCAAUUAUAUACUUAUACCUUUCUCGAUUAGUUUCUGGGGACAAGAUACAAAAAAUAAUGAUUAUACUCUUGUAAUUCAUUCAAGUAUUCCUAUUGAUUUGACUAUUGCUCUAGAACCACCGAUACUUCUUGCUGAUUGUCUUAUUUCAGCAGUGAUAAAAAAAUAUCAUAUUUCAACAAAGAAAGAAGACAUGACUUAUUAUAUUACACCAAAAGAAAUAGCAUUGAUGUUACUUAUUGUUGAAAAUCGAUCGACAAAUUAUCAUUUGAAUUUUGAUACAAAUAUGAUUACUCAAUCAAAAAAUCUCCAACAUUCUCGAUUUUCUUGGAAUACUCAUGAUUGCAUUCCAUCUUAUCAUCGUCAAUUGAUCUUCAUUACUGAAUGGACUAGUAAACCUCAUUCAAUGAACAAUUACACAUAUAAUUUAACAUAUAAACAUAAUACUCACACAACUGAUGCCACACCAGAAGUUAAUAGUUAUUUGGAUGAUCUUCAUACACCACGAUUAUUUUGA
Messenger RNA from Rotaria sordida, 2082 nucleotides. The record is from the annotation of a GenBank genome assembly. NCBI's taxonomy places the organism in Eukaryota, Metazoa, Rotifera, Eurotatoria, Philodinida, Philodinidae.